UAUUAGCAAGAGAUCGGGCAGCCGCACCAGCGGGUAUUUAUUGUUGGGAAGCGGCGCUUUGUAAAGUGUGCAUGACAAGUCUCAACAGAGGCAGGACGAGGGCCUACUCAGUCAUACUGGUACCCUUUUGAGAACCUCCGAAAUUUAUGGUCCUUUUUUUAUAGACUACCGGUAAUCACGAGGGCACCCCGUAUUUUUAGAGAGCAGGUCUCAUUAACUAUAUGAUCAAGUGAAUCAUUUGUGUCUGUGAAUGAUUAGUUACCCACAGGAAGAACGAUAAGCACAGAGUGGAAUAUUAUUUACAACCACCUCGGAAAGGUUACAGGAUAUAACCAAAAAUGAUUUUCUUGCAUUACGCCCUGACGGGGGCUCUUUGGCUCUCCAUGUUCAUCAUAGGUGUAGUGUACGCCGUCACGGGGCCUAUUCUUCUCAACCUGGCGAAACUCGUGAAUACCGAAGUUAGUAAAGUAUCAUGGGCGUUGACCACCAGGGGGUUGGGCACCGCAUUGGGCUCCCUCGCCAGGGGUUACCUGAUUGACGCCUCGCGUUGCAGGGUUGCUGCUACCAUCAUUGCCUUCAUGCUGUUGGGCGGACUGACCGCGGCAAUCCCAUGGUCGACCUAUCUCGGAGUCAUGAUUGUUGUCUUCUGCCUUCAAGGAUUGAUCGUUGGAUUCAUCGAGACAGAUACGAAUGAUGUCUGUAUCCAGCUCUGGGGAAAGAAGCACGCACCUUAUCUGAUGGCUGUCUACGGCGGUGUAUCGGCCGGAGGCCUUUCGGCAGCGGCCAUGGUCCUACCCUUCGUCAGGGAAACUCCAUGCGUAGGGGGAGCACGAAGCGAAAGCACCCUUUGCGAGAAAAACAUGUCACAGAAAAACCCCUUUCCGCAGAACUCGACAGUCUUUUCGCAUCAGUCCGAGACUGAGAAGCAAAAUAUUGAGGCGAUGUCUACCAUACAUUUCAUCGUUAUGGGCAUCUGCUUAUUUACCGGGCUGUUCUUGGCAUUUCUGUUGCAUCUGGCGAAACCAACGGAGACCAAUGAACAUGAAGAAUGCGAGUACAAGGAGACUGUGGAAACUCCGAAAAUUGCCAGCAGGAGCACGUGCUAUGUUUUAAUUGCUCUUUUGAGUGUUUAUAUCUUUAAUGUAAUUGGCGCAGCUUUGACGUAUUCAACUCUUCUCACAACGUUCGUGGUGAAGCAGUUAGGAAAAACCGAAACCUUAGGGACGCAAAUGACGUUAUUCUAUUCAACGGUUAGUUUCACAGGAACAGUACUUUUCACUCCAUUGAGUAAAUAUAUACCAGCUUCUGUCACAAUUUUGACAACGUGUAUUAUCCUAGUUGUGUCUAGUCUCGUGCUCGUGAUAUUUGGUUCUUAUUCUACUAUUGCAGUUUGGUGUGCAAGUGCUGGUAUCGCUCUUAGUGGAAUGGUCUCUUACGCAGCCGUAUUCAGUUGGGCAAACCAGUAUAUUGAUCUCCCGGUUAAAAUGUCUUCGAUUUUGGUGUCAUCCUCUACGCUCGGGGAGAUGGGCUUUCCCGCAGUUAUGGGGCCGUUCUUGGACACUUAUCCUAUGGCUGUUGCUUACGCAGUAUUGGCCGCAAUGGUGUCUAACGCGUUGAUCUAUGUCUGCGUGGAGUGUGUGGGCCGGUGCGCAUUGCGUGCCAAAUUGCAGGAGAACACGUCAAUUGUCGUCUCAAAGAACCAGGGGAAGAACUAUACCCUAUUACCGAAUGAUUUUAGUAUAAACAAAACAACCGCUGAAUAGAAAGUCUAUCAUUCAAAAUUCACGGGUCUGCUUUUGUUCAUUUCAUUGUCUUUUAGACGUGUUAUUCAGCCUGCAUGUAUGUACACGCAUGUACAUGUAUGUAAAUCAUGUAAUCUUUAUACAAUCCCAAUGGUCCGAACAUACCGGUCAUGUAAAGUCUGUUUAUUGAGGUCUUCGUAAUGAAUAAAAUGAAUUUAUUAUUAUUAUUAUUAGGUAUAAUUAUUAUGUACCCUCAUGUUGAUAUGAAUAGA
Lineus longissimus is the source of this 2014-nucleotide messenger RNA. RefSeq names its product sodium-dependent glucose transporter 1A-like. Gene Ontology annotation, biological process: transmembrane transport. The record is from RefSeq and is a predicted model, not a curated record. The transcript is spliced from 3 exons. The coding region runs from base 339 to 1763 and encodes 474 amino acids. Lineage: Eukaryota; Metazoa; Nemertea; Pilidiophora; Heteronemertea; Lineidae.